AUGGACAUCUCCUUCCUCUUCCUCCUCUUCCUCCUCCUCCCAAUCCUUCUCAUCCUCCAUAAGAAAAACUCGUCUCCAACCCAAACCAACUUCACCCCACUCCAUCCCUACCCAAUACUCGGCAACAUCCCCCACAUUUUCAAGAACCGUUCACGCAUGCUCGACUGGGCUUCUGAUCUCAUCCCUCUCAGCCCCACCUUCACCUCCACCGUCUCCCCCUUCAUCUUCACCGCCAACCCUUCCAACAUCCAACACAUCCUCCACUCCAACUUCGACAACUACCCAAAGGGCGGCUUUGUCUCCUCCGCCAUGCACGAUUUCCUCGGCCACGGCAUCUUCAACUCCAACGGCCCUCUCUGGCGUCUCCAACGCAAGACCGCCAGCUUCGAAUUCAACACCAAGUCCAUCCGUUCCUUCAUCUUCGAUAUAGUCCUCCGGGAAACCAUCCAAGUCCUCAUCCCAAUCCUCGAUCACUCGAUCACAACCAACAAAAUCCUCGAUCUCCAAGACCUACUCGAACGCUUCGCCUUCGACAAUAUCUGCAACCUUGCCUUCGGCUACAACCCUGAGUCUCUCGCCGGUACCAGUGACGAGGGCCUCAGAUUCUUCCACGCCUUUGAUGAAGCCUCCCACAUCGUCGUCAAACGCACCGGCAGCACCAUUCCCUGGCAAAUCAAGAAGCUUCUUAAUGUUGGUUCCGAGAAAAGAUUCAGACAAUCGCAAGGAAUAGUAAAUGAGAUGGUGUCUAAGUUCGUGAGGUUAAGAAGGAAACAAGAUGAUCUUCUUUCUCGUUUCGCUGAUGAUCCUAGUAAUUCUGAUGAACUGUUACUUGAUAUUAGCAUCAACUUCAUGAUUGCCGGCCGUGAUACUACUCCCACAGCCUUGACUUGGUUUUUCUGGAUCUUAUCUUCAAGACCAAAAAUAGUCAAACAAAUCUUGGCGGAGAUCAAAUCAGUAAGAGAGAAGAAGAACGACAACAAAGAUGAGUUUUUUGAGUUUGAGGAGUUACGAGAGAUGCAUUACUUGCACGCGGCGUUGUCGGAGACGAUGAGGUUGUACCCGCCGGUGCCGUUGUUGCUGCGGGUGGCAGUGAACGAUGACGUGUUGCCGGAUGGGACGGGAGUGAAAAAGGGGUGGUACGUGAUGUAUAACUCGUAUGUGAUGGGGAGGAUGAAGAGUUUAUGGGGGGAAGAUUGCAUGGAGGUGAGGCCGGAGAGGUGGUUGGUGGAUGGGGUUUACCGGCCGGUGAGUUCUUAUAAGUAUCCGGUGUUUCAUGGAGGGCCAAGAGUUUGUCUUGGAAAAGAGAUGGCGUAUAUUCAGAUGAAGGCAGUGGUUGCUUGUGUUUUGGAGAGGUUUGAGAUUGAGGUGGUGGAGGAGCGUGGGGAGCCACAGCUUUCCAUGACCAUGAGGAUGAAGGGUGGCUUGCCUGUCAGGGUCAAGCAUAGAAACAACAACACUGUUUGA
Molecule: messenger RNA, 1464 nt
Organism: Dioscorea cayenensis subsp. rotundata (Guinea yam)
Lineage: Eukaryota; Viridiplantae; Streptophyta; Magnoliopsida; Dioscoreales; Dioscoreaceae
Product: cytochrome P450 94A1-like
Exons: 1
Coding region: 1-1464 (487 amino acids)
Molecular function (GO): oxidoreductase activity, acting on paired donors, with incorporation or reduction of molecular oxygen; monooxygenase activity; iron ion binding
Source: RefSeq, a predicted model, not a curated record